Messenger RNA from Anastrepha ludens (Mexican fruit fly), 1107 nucleotides. RefSeq lists its product as uncharacterized. The transcript has 3 exons. The record is from RefSeq and is a predicted model, not a curated record. NCBI's taxonomy places the organism in Eukaryota, Metazoa, Arthropoda, Insecta, Diptera, Tephritidae. The coding region runs from base 1 to 1107 and encodes 368 amino acids.
AUGACAUUUCCAAUUCGUGUGGAUGAUUUUAUUGUAAAGCAUACAGACAUCAUUGAUGGGAAAAUGCAUAUGAGUGGACUAGAUACGACACCGACGAUGUCUUCACAACAAUCGCCAACAGAUGUGAAUUCUCCACGAUCGUUCUGCAAGGAACCACUUCAUCGUGAUUCCUCAGUUACUUGCAAAAUUUGCACGUCCUCGUUUGCUGCAACGAUUCCUGAAGAUGAGCCACUGGACAAGCAUCUGUGUCAAUUGUGUCUGCGGAUGUCAAAAGAGGAAAUUGAGAACAUUCUGGCCUCCAGAACUUAUGAAAAUUGGUACGGGCUAGUGGCAAAAGAGGAAAAAAAGAAAAUAGCCGUAGAAAAAAAACGAAAAGUUGAAACACAAUCACUAUACUUGCAGCCGAAUUUUACCGAAAAUCAGCUUUUACUGCAUCAAUCACUUAAACGCUUUCCAGUAUUAAAAAAUGGAAAUAGUUGCACUGCACCUGUACCAGUCGAUGGAAAAGCCACAGUUUUAUCAAACACUUGUGCAUUUGAUUCCAUUGCUCAGAUCUUCACGGUUGCAUGUUUUGACGAUGCCGAUUUUAUGGAGUGCUGCAAAAAAUCAAAACUGAUUUUCUUCGAUCUUAUUGCAAGCAUGAGUACCCACCAACUGAAUUACGGCAUGUACAUUACGCGAGCAAAAUUAUUAAAAUCGUUGAUGCCAUUUCAAGAAGGAGAGGAAAUCGACGCAGUGAAAUGCCAAAUUAACGCUGGAGAAUUAUGCGCAAAACUGUUUUCAAAAAUUCCCAGCUUUACAACGAUCAAAACUUGUAGUACUGGCUGCGCUCCCAUAGAAAAGGAUUGGCCAACAGUUUUAGUGCCACUCAACGAAAUAAAACAAAUUCCUCAGUAUUUGGAGGAAUCUGUAUUUAUUAGACAUGCAAAGCCAUGUCGAAACUGCAAAAUAACAACAAAUAUUGAUUUUCGAAUUGCACAGAUAAAAUACUGCGGCCUCACUGUACCGCAACCGACUACGCUCCUGGCAUGUGACAACAACACUAACAGCAAUAAAGAUGAUGAUGGCAUAUUGGUGCCAGCAGCGAUUAAGCAGCACCACUUUUAA